AUGUACAGUAAUUAUGGAAGCACUGCAGCAACGCCUUCACAGGUUACCGCUGUCAUCCAGGUUUUCGAGGAUAUAUCUUCCAAGAUUCUUAAGAUACGUUUACUUGCGAAUGAAUUGGAAACGCUGAAUAAAAGUAUCAGCAUAACCGGAAAUUCUAAAGCUAAAUCGGAUCUCUUAAACAAGCGUGAAAAAGAUGCCCUGAGACUGGUUGACGAGACUAAAAAUCUUUUUAUAAAUCUUUCUAAGGAGCCGUUAUCGGAUCAGAUAACCAAGAUUCAUGUAGAGAAACUCAGAGUUGACUUUCAGCGGGUGCUUCACCGGUUUCAAAGGACGCAAGCUGAAAUACAAAGACGACUACUUACUGAAAGUCGGCCAGCUUCACUCGUUGGUGAUUUAAUCAGUUUGAACCCGGAUGAAAGUGAUGAAGCCAAAAUCAACCAACUACAAGCGUUCGCAUCACAGGAUGCUGAAAUUCAAGAAUUAGGAAGAGUUCUAAAUCAGGAAGAUCAGAUGCGUUCUAUUGAGGAAGAUAUUGUAAAUGUGAAUGAAAUUUUUCAUCAACUUUCCCAGUUGGUGUAUGAACAACGAGAGGCUAUUGAUUCAAUUGAAGAUAAUAUUGAAGUGGCACUAACUAAUGAACAGUCCGGUCAUUUAGAACUUGUUCGAGCUGCGGACAGGCGGGUAAGAUUAGUCACAUUAAAAAUGUAAUUCUUAAGUAAUUUUAUUCUGACUAAAACUCAUAGUGAAACAGUAUUAUUUACUGAUGACGUUUUUGAACACAAUUUACUGCUCUUUAUCACAUGUAGGUCAUGAUAUCACUAACUAGUCUUUGUUUUUCAGUGACAAAUGCGUACACUUAGAAGCUUCGUAUACAUUUCAGUCUUUGGGACCU
Messenger RNA from Trichobilharzia szidati, 892 nucleotides. The record is from the annotation of a GenBank genome assembly. NCBI's taxonomy places the organism in Eukaryota, Metazoa, Platyhelminthes, Trematoda, Strigeidida, Schistosomatidae.